This is a messenger RNA of Heterotrigona itama, 651 nucleotides long. Lineage: Eukaryota; Metazoa; Arthropoda; Insecta; Hymenoptera; Apidae. The record is from the annotation of a GenBank genome assembly.
AUGGGGCGACACCGCACCGGCGAAAAGGGUCCGGCGCACUUUUGCUCGUGCGAUGAAUUUUCAAUGGGAAAAGCGACGGCCAGGGUGCAUCUGUUUGUCUUUCGGAUCACGCCUUUAACGCUGAGACUUAUAAUGCCUCCGCCGCUCGGAUUUCGCGGCACAAUAUCGCCAGUGCCGUCGGGUUUUUCACCAGCAGUAAUAACAGCAGGAACAAAAGAGCAGCCCAGCAGAACGCAUAAACGCAUAAAACAGUACGCGAGCGAAAGAUCCAAGGCGCAAGAUUUUGUUACAAAAAAAUUUACUAAAAUCCGAUGGAACAUACGGAGAGAUCAGUGUUUCACUCAAAAUACUCCCUCAAUCGCUCCAACAAUCAUCUUCGGAAAUUCCACCAAAAUCUUCCCCCUUGCCCGUUCUGUUUCGAACAACGGUAUAUUCCAGCAAGAUACUCGAAAUACUACCGAAAAAGACGACGUAAAGAGAGGGCAUCGGACAGAAUCAGAGAAUAAUAUCGAGCACACGAGAGCUCAAAGCGAGUGGCAUCGGAUCGAUCGUUUGGCGUUUGAAAGGGAGCCGGCCGGAUCGAACGGGCAAUCGGCGAACCGGCCCAUCGAUGUCGCGGUCGAGCAUUACGUUUUUCCUGGCCGGAUGUAA